Cuculus canorus (common cuckoo) is the source of this 6207-nucleotide messenger RNA. Its product is annotated as neurexin-2-like. The record is from RefSeq and is a predicted model, not a curated record. Lineage: Eukaryota; Metazoa; Chordata; Aves; Cuculiformes; Cuculidae.
GACCCCCAAGGCCCACCUGGAGCCCAAGGUCAACCAAGGCCUCAAGGCCCACCUGGAGCCAGAGGUCACCCAAGGCCUCAUGGCUCGCGUAGACUUGAAGGUCCCCCGAGACCCCGCGGCCACCGGGACCCCCAAGGCCCACCUGGAGCCCAAGGUCAACCAAGGCCUCAAGGCCCACCUGGAACUCAAGGUCAACCAUGGCCUCAAGGCCCACCUGGAACCCAAGGUCAACCAAGGCCUCAAGGCCCACCUGGAACCCAAGGUCACCCAAGGCCCGAUGGCUCAUCUGGACUUGAAGGUCCUCCGAGACCCCACGGCCAAUGGGACCCCCGAGGCCCACCUGGAACCCAAGGUCAACCAAGGCCUCAAGGCCCUCCUGGAGCCCGAGGUCAACCAAGGCCUCGUGACCCACCCAGAGCCCGAGGUCACCCAAGGCCUGAUGGCUUGCGUAGACUUGAAGGUCCACAGAGACCCCAAGGCCACCGGGACCCCCGAGGCCCACCUGGAGCCCAAAGUCACCCAAGGCCUCAAGGCCCACCUGGAACCCGAGGUCAACCAAGGCCUCAAGGCCCACCUGGAGCCCAAGGUCACCCAAGGCCUCAAGGCCCACCUGGAGCCCAAAGUCAACCAUGGCCUCAAGGCCCACCCGGAGCCAGAGGUCACCCAAGGCCUCAUGGCUCGCGUAGACUUGAAGGUCCCCCGAGACCCCGCGGCCAAUGGGACCCCCAAGGCCCACCUGGAGCCCAAGGCCCACCUGGAGCCCAAGGUCAACCAAGGCCUCAUGACCCACCUGGAGCCCAAGGUCAACCAAGGCCUCAUGACCCACCUGGAGCCCAAGGUCAACCAAGGCCUCAAGGCCCACCUGGAGCCCAAGGUCAACCAAGGCCUCAUGACCCACCUGGAGCCUGAGGUCACCCAAGGCCUCAAGGCCCACCUGGAGCCUGAGGUCACCCAAGGCCUCAAGGCCCACCUGGAGCCUGAGGUCAACCAGUGCCCCAUGGCUCAUCUGGACUUGAAGGUCCCCCAGGACCCCCGGUCUCUCCUGGCCCCGCGGUUCCUCGGAGCCGGCCGCCGCCGCCUGGAGCCGGGGACGCCGCGAGGCCCUCUGUGUCACCCCGUCCCGUUGGGCGCCCCCCUGGCUUUGGUGCUGCUGAGCGUGGGGUCCCUCCUGGUGGCGUCGGCGUCGGGGGCGGCGCUGGAGUUCGGGGGGGCUCCGGGGCAGUGGGCGCGGUACGGGCGAUGGACGCCGGGCCUCGGCGCCCAACUCAGCUUCAGCCUCAAAACCAACGUCUCGCGGGCGUUGGUGCUCUACUUGGACGACGGUGGGAACUGCGACUUCUUGGAGCUGUCGGUGGCCGAAGGGCGACUGCGGCUCCGCUUCGCCAUCGCCUGCGCCGAACCGGCCACGGUGACGGCGCCGCCGGUGGUGAGCGACGGGCGGUGGCACAUGGUGCUCGUCAGCCGCGACGGCCGCCAGGCGGCGCUGGCGGUGGACGGGGAGACGCGGGCGGGCAGCGUCCGCUCCAAGCGCGCCGAGAUGGCGGUGCUGAGCGACCUCUUCGUAGGGGGGAUCCCCCCCGACGUCCGCCUCUCGGCGCUGACGCUCAGCACCGUCAAGUACGAAGCGCCCUUCCAAGGUUGGAUGGCCAACCUCAAGGUGGGCGACGCGCCGGCGGCGCUCUUGGGCGCUCAGGGGGUGCGCGGCGACGGCGACGAGCGCUGCGCGCGACACCCGCCCUGCGCCCACGGCGGACGCUGCACCCUGCGCCGAGGAGAGCCGCGAUGCGACUGCGACGGCACCGGCUACCGCGGGCCCUUCUGCUCCGAAGAGGAGGAACCCGCGCUGGAAGGCCCCGCCCACCUGCGCGAGCCCGGAUCAGGGCCUGCGGAGGUCGCCGAGGGCGUUCCCGGCCGCGGCGCCGGAGAGAUCCAGCAGGCGGCGAAAGGCCGGGACGAGUACGUGGCCACCUUCAAGGGCAACGAGUUCUUCUGCUACGAUUUGUCGCACAACCCCAUCCAGAGCAGCACCGAUGAGUUGACGUUGUCCUUCCGGACGUUGCAGCGGAACGGUCUUCUCCUCCACACGGGGAAGUCGGCCGAUUACGUCAACCUCUCGCUGAAGAGCGGCGCCGUCUGGUUGGUCAUCAACCUGGGCUCGGGCGCCUUCGAGGCGCUGGUGGAGCCCGUCAACGGCAAGUUCAACGACAACGACUGGCACGACAUCCGCGUCACCCGCAACCUGCGACAGCACGCGGGGAUCGGACACGCUAUGGUGACGAUCUCGGUGGACGGGAUCCUGACCACCACGGGCUACACGCAGGAGGAUUACACCAUGUUGGGCUCCGACGACUUCUUCUACGUGGGGGGGUCCCCCAACACCGCCGACCUCCCCGGGUCCCCCGUCAGCAACAACUUCAUGGGCUGCCUCAAGGACGUGGUGUACAAGAACAACGACUUCAAGCUGGAGCUGUCGCGGUUGGCGCAGGAGGGCGACGGGCGGGUGACGCUGCACGGGGCGCUGCUGUUCCGCUGCGAGGCCGUGGCCGCCCUGGACCCCGUCACCCUGGGCACCCCCCAGGCCUUCGUGGCGCUGCCGCCGUGGCGAGCGGCGCGCGCCGGCUCCGUCUCCUUCGACUUCCGCACCACCGAGGCCAACGGGCUGCUGCUGCUCGGGCAGGGCCGCGCCCGCGCCCACGCCGCCCCGCGCCACCACUACUUCGCCCUGGAGCUGCUCGACGGGCACCUCUUCCUCCUGCUCGACAUGGGCGCCGGAGGGCUGCGGCUGCGCGCCAGCGCCCGCAAGGUCACCGACGGCGAGUGGUGCCACGUGGACGUGCAGCGCGACGGGCGCAAGGGCUCGGUGUCGGUGAACAGCCGCAGUACCCCGUUCCUGGCGGCGGGCGAGAGCGAAGUGCUGGACUUGGAUGCGGAGCUGUUUUUGGGGGGUCUCCCCGAGGGCCCCCCAGUGCCCCCCGAGCUGUGGGCGGCGUCGCUGCGCUACGGCUUCGUGGGCUGCGUGCGGGAUGUGUUCGUGGAUGGGCGCAGCCUGGACGUGCGAGCGCUGGCCGAGGCGCAGGGGGCCCCCGGCGUCACCCCCUUCUGCGCCCGAGAACCCCCCCGGCACUGCGCCAGCGGCCCCUGCGAAAACGGGGGGCUCUGCCGCGAGGGAUGGAACCGCUUCGUCUGCGACUGCCUGGGCACCGGCUUCCUGGGGCCUCGCUGCCAGACCGAGGCGGCGGUGCUGAGCUACGACGGCAGCGCGUACCUCAAGAUCCUGGUGCCGGCGGCGCAGACGGAGGCGGAGGACGUGGCGCUGCGGUUCAUGUCCCCCCGCGCCUACGGCCUCGUCCUGGCCACCACCUCGCGCCAAUCGGCCGACACGCUGCGCCUCGAGCUCGACGCCGGACGCAUGAAACUCACCGUCAACCUGGACUGCGUUCGCGUGGGCUGUCACCCCAGCAAGGGCCCGCAGACGCUGUUGGCCGGGCAGCGCCUCGAUGACAACGAGUGGCACUCGGUGCGGGUGGUGCGUCGGGGACGGAGCCUCCAACUCUCCGUCGACAACGUCACCGUGGAAGGGCAGAUGUCGGGCACCCACACUCGCCUGGAGUUCCACAACAUCGAGACGGGCAUCGUGACGGAGCGGCGCUUCUUGGCCGUGGUGCCCUCCAACUUCCUGGGCCACCUGAGUGGGCUCCUCUUCAACGGACUGCCCUACCUGGACCUCUGCAAGAACGGCGACAUCAGCUCCUGCGAGCUCAACGCCCGCUUCGGCCGCCGCCCCAUCGUGGCCGACCCCGUGGCCUUCCGCGGGCGCGGGGCCUUCGUGGCCUUGGCCACCCUCCAGGCCUACGCCUCCAUGCACCUCUUCUUCCAGUUCAAAACCACCGCCCCCGACGGCCUCAUCCUCUUCAACGGCGGCAACGGCAACGACUUCCUCGUCGUCGAGCUCGUUAAGGGGUACAUCCACUACGUCUUCGAUCUGGGUGAGGGUCCGUCGCUCAUGAAGGGGAACUCGGAGGCGCCGCUGCACGACGGCCGUUGGCACGAGGUGGCGGUGGCGCGCGAGGGCGGGAACCUCCACGGGCUGCGCGUGGACGGCCGCUCCGUCACCCAGCACGGCCAGAGCGCCCACAGCCUCGACCUCAAGGGCGAGCUGUUUGUCGGGGGGGCCCCGCCGUCGCUUUUGGGGCGCCUCCCUCGCCUCGUGGCCUCUCGGGGGGGGUUCCAGGGCUGUUUGGCCUCUCUCGACCUCAACGGGCGACUGCCCGACCUUUUGGGGGACGCCGUGAGCCGCGGGGGACACGUCCAGAGGGGCUGCGACGGUCCCGGCACGACGUGCACGGAGGAGUCGUGCGCCAACCACGGCGUCUGCCUGCAGCAGUGGGACGGCUUCGCCUGCGACUGCUCCAUGACCGCCUUCGCCGGCGCCGCCUGCACCGAGCCGGGGACGACGUACAUCUUCGGCAAAGGGGGCGCUCUCAUCACCUACACGUGGCCCCCGAACGACCGCCCGAGCACCCGCGCGGACCGCCUCGCGCUGGGCUUCAGCACGCGCCAGCGCGACGCCGUCCUCCUGCGCGUCGAGAGCGCCGCGGGGCUCGGAGACUUCCUGCAGCUCCACAUCGCGCAGGGGGCGGUGGGAGUGCUGUUCAAUGUGGGCACGGAGGACAUCGCUCUGGAGGAACGCAGCGCUCCGGUGAGCGACGGUCGAUUCCACGUCGUGCGCUUCACCCGCAGCGGCGGCAACGCCAGCUUACAGCUCGACGGGGGCCCCCUGCACGAGCGCUACCCGCCAGGCAGCGGGGACAGCGAGCGGCUGGCUCUGGCGCGGCAGCGCAUCCCCUACCGCCUCGGCAGGGUGGUCGAUGAGUGGCUGCUCGACAAAGGGCGGCAGUUGACCAUCUUCAACAGCCAGGCCUGGGUGCGCGUGGGCGGGCGCGACCGCGGGCGCCCCUUCCAGGGUCAGCUCUCGGGGCUCUACUACAACGGGCUGAAGGUGCUGGCGCUGGCGGCCGAGGGGCACCCCCGCGUGCGCCUCGAGGGGGACCUGCGGCUGGUGGGGGAGCCGCCCCCCCCCCGCGCCGCCCCCCGCGCCACCCCCGCGCCCCCCGACAUGGCCACCACCAUCAUGGAGACCACCACCACCAUGGCCACCACCACCACCCGACGCGGGCGGUCGCCCACCCUGAGGGACACCGUCGCCCAGAACACGGACGAUCUCCUGGUGGCGUCGGCCGAGUGUCCGAGUGACGAUGAGGACCUCGAGGAGUGCGAACCCGGAACAGGCGGCGAGCUGGUGCUGCCGGCGUCGUCCCCGUCGCCCUCCGGGGUGCCCCCCGCGCCCGCCGCCUGCGGCCCCGACUGCGAGGAGCCCUCGGGCUUCGCCUCGGGCGAGGCGGGCGACGCCAACCUCGCGCCCGCCGACGACGAGGACUUCGCGGGCCACGGCGGCGACAUCGCCGCCUCCCGCCACCGCCAUCGCGACAGCGACGACGAGGAGGACGUCGCCACCGCCGACGGCGUCACCCUCGCCGCCGCCGUCACCGUCCCCACCGUGGUGGCCGUGCCGUUGCCCGGUUUGGUGCCGGCGGGCGAGCGGCACCCGCGGGAGGGCUCGGCCGGCAGAGGGAGGGUGACGGCCGCCCCGGUCACGCGCCGCCCCGUUGUCCCCACAGCCGCCGCGCCGGGCGCCGUCGAGGUGGUGCGAGAAGCCGGCGGCACCACCGGGAUGGUGGUGGGCAUCGUGGCGGCCGCCGCGCUCUGCAUCCUCAUCCUCCUCUACGCCAUGUACAAGUACCGCAACCGCGACGAAGGCUCCUACCAGGUGGACCAGAGCCGCCAUUACAUCGGCGCCGCCAACGCCGCCAACAGCGCCGCCGCAAUGGCCGCGGGGGGAACCGCGGCAACCGCCAACGGCGCCUCCGCACUGGGGAACCCCAAGGAAAAAGCGCCUCCCGCGCCCCCAAAAGCGCCCGGAAAGGCGCGGCGCAACAAGGACAAAGAGUAUUACGUCUGACGGGGAAGGGGGGGAAGGACACCCCGAAAAGGCUCCGAAAUGGGGCUUUGCCACCCAAAAAAAGACUGUACCCCCAAAAAAAAUGGGGUGAUCCGCCCAAAACAGGUUCCCCCUCCCCCAAAAAUGGGGUGAUUGGCCCAAAACAGGCUGCCCCCCCAAAAAAAAUGGGGUGCUCGGCCCGAAACAGG